This is a messenger RNA of Akanthomyces muscarius, 1074 nucleotides long. RefSeq lists its product as uncharacterized. The coding region runs from base 1 to 1074 and encodes 357 amino acids. The record is from RefSeq and is a predicted model, not a curated record. Gene Ontology annotation, biological process: 'de novo' pyrimidine nucleobase biosynthetic process; CDP biosynthetic process; UDP biosynthetic process. Gene Ontology annotation, molecular function: UMP kinase activity; ATP binding. Gene Ontology annotation, cellular component: nucleus; cytoplasm. The transcript has 2 exons. Lineage: Eukaryota; Fungi; Ascomycota; Sordariomycetes; Hypocreales; Cordycipitaceae.
AUGCGAGAGCUGUUGAGUGCUAAAAUCGGCCGUCACAAGCUCAGGGCAAGGGGCUUCACAAGGUCAGCCGAUUCUUUUCAGACCAUCGUCUUCUGUCUCCCAUCACCACACUCGUUUCCCCACGGCCUCCCGCAACGCACAGUCGUCACCAUGUCGAUCCGCAUGCCCCUCGGACGCCUGACCGGCCGUCUGGCGCAGCAGCCCCGACCGGCCGCCGGCGGUAUUUCAACAGCGUCGCGCCCUGCCGUCCUCCCUCGAAUCCUUCGACGACAGCAGCAGCGCUCAUACUCGUCCGAGCCCCCCCGCGCGAAUAACCCGAACAAGGUCAAGUUCUGGCCGUUCUUUGCCAUCAUUGGUCUUGGCUCGGCUGGCUACGUCGCCCUGGCGAACCGUCGCAAGGGCACCGCUCCCGUCCCCGGUGGCUCGCAGCCCAACACCCCCAGCGCCGCCCAAAUCGCCGGCCCCGUCUUCUCGCCCAAGGAUGUCACCGUCGUCUUCGUUCUCGGCGGCCCUGGCGCCGGCAAGGGCACCCAGUGCGCCAAGCUCGUCGAGCAGCACGGCUUCACGCAUCUCUCCGCCGGCGACCUCCUCCGCGCCGAGCAGGACCGUCCCGGCUCGCAGUUUGGCGACCUUAUCCGCGACUACAUCAAGAACGGCCUGAUUGUGCCCAUGGAGGUGACGGUCAAGCUGCUCGAGAACGCCAUGACGGACGCGCUCGCGAAAAAGGGCACCAGGGAGGGCCGCUUCCUCAUCGACGGCUUCCCGCGCAAGCUCGACCAGGCCUACAAGUUCGAGGACACGGUCUGCCCCGCCAAGCUCGUCCUCUUCUUUGACUGCCCGGAAAAGGUCAUGGAGGAGCGCCUGCUCGAGCGCGGCAAGACCAGCGGCCGCGCCGACGACAACGCCGAGAGCAUCCGCAAGCGCUUCCGCACCUUUAUCGAGACGAGCAUGCCCGUCGUCGACUACUACGAGAAGCAGGGCAAGGUCGUCAAGGUCGAGGCCGUCACCACCGCCGACAAGGUCUUUGCCGAGACCCAGAAGCGCCUCCGCGAGAGGCUCGGUGCCGACUUUUAG